AUGUCAUUAUUUUUAUUUCUUUCCCAAACGUCAUUAUCUAUCUAUCUAUCUAUCUAUCUAUCUAUCUAUCUAUCUAUCUAUCUAUCUAUCUAUCUAUCUAUCUAUCUAUCCUUUCUUUCUUUCUUUCUUUCUUUUUCUUUCUUUUCUUUCUUUCUUUCUUUCUUUACAUUAUUUUUAGGAACGAAACUCAAAUCAUAUAUCAUUAUCUAUGUAUCUAUCUAUCUAUCUAUCUAUCUAUCUAUCUCUGUUUCUAACGUCUUUUUUCUAUGUACAUAUCUAUCUAUUUUCUAUCUUUAUUUCUUUCCCAUCGUCAUUAUCUAUCUCAUAAGAUCUAUCUGUUUCUAUGAUCUAUUCUUUUCUUUCUUUCUUUCUUUUUUUUAUUUCUUUCCAAACGUCAUUAAGAAAUCUAUCUAUCUAUCUAUCUAUCUAUCUAUCUAUCUAUCUAUCUAUCUAAGAAAUCUAUCUUUUCUUUCUUUCUUUUUUUCUUUCUUUCUUUCUUUUUUUCUAGCUAGCUAUUUAGUGCUAUUUCUUUUUUUUUUCUCAAACAAAUUUUUAUUUCUUUCCCAAACGUCAUUAAAUCUAUCUAUCUAUCUAUUUCUAUCUAUCUAUCUAUCUAUCUAUCUAUCUAUCUAUCUAUCUAUCUAUCUAUCCUUUCUUUCUUUCUUUUCUUUCUUUCUUUAUUUUAUUUCUUUUCCCAAACGUCAUUAUCUAUCUAUCUAUUUCUAUCUAUCUAUCUAUCUAUCUAUCUAUCUAUCUAUCUAUCUAUCUAUCUAUCUAUCUAUCCUUUCUUUCUUUCUUUCUUUCUUUCUAGCUAGCUAG
This is a messenger RNA of Acanthosepion pharaonis, 819 nucleotides long. The record is from the annotation of a GenBank genome assembly. NCBI's taxonomy places the organism in Eukaryota, Metazoa, Mollusca, Cephalopoda, Sepiida, Sepiidae.